Molecule: messenger RNA, 897 nt
Organism: Heterotrigona itama
Lineage: Eukaryota; Metazoa; Arthropoda; Insecta; Hymenoptera; Apidae
Source: the annotation of a GenBank genome assembly
AUGAAAAAAAAAGGAAAAAGAAAAAGAGCAAGAAAUGAUAAGUAAUGAUAAGUGCUAUUCGAGAGUUAUAACGAUUAAUGUAUUAUGUAUCUAGCGUUUGUAUUUAGAGAACAUACAUAAAGGUUAGAAGUGGACUAUCUAACACUUGGGAUCUGUAUCACUGUACGUGAAUUCUUUGUAAGAUUCAUCUCGUUCUUUCCUUUUUUCUUUUUUUUUUUUUUUUGUUUGUUUUUCUUUCUUAUUGAUCAAAACAAUCACAGUGUUCAAAGGUCGAGAGAUUUUUACGAGAUCGUUUUACAAUGAUGAAGUUACUUAUAAUACUAAAAUUAUAUAUAGUAUCUUCUUAUAUAAAUUCAAAGAAAUUUGAAGGCUAGUCGAUAAUACUUUCUUCUGAAGAUUCGCAACGAAUUUCGGAACUGAGAUGGAUUCAAUCACCGAAAAAAAGAGAAAAAAAAAAGAAAAAGAAAAAAAAAUAAAAGACGCACUUCCAUCUAUGUAAUAAUCUAUAACAACUGAAUGUACAUACCAUGGUCUGCUUAAAACCAUCUUUCAAUUCUGAUAUCUGAAUAUGAUGAACAAUAAAAUAAUUUCGCUCGUUUUGUUUUAGGUAUAAGAAGGAAGGAAAAACCAAAAACAGGGCAUUCAAAAAUUUUCCAAUUUCUUUGAAAAAUUAUGCAAAUUUGCAAUUUAAUUGGCUGGAAAUUGUUAAAUUGUAAAUUCAUAAUUCAGUUGACUGGGAAUUGUUAAAUUUGAAAUUUGGUUGAUAUCUAUGACCUACUUUGUUAUUCCAAAUAAGUAUGUAAUUUUCAACGAUAUGUUAGUUACAAGGUUAAUUUUACAUGCUUAUUUAGAUAUCCGAAUGAUACUAGCUUUAGCAGACCAUGUAGCUCAACAUAA